Molecule: messenger RNA, 1483 nt
Organism: Andrographis paniculata
Lineage: Eukaryota; Viridiplantae; Streptophyta; Magnoliopsida; Lamiales; Acanthaceae
Product: probable protein phosphatase 2C 44
Exons: 5
Coding region: 351-1235 (294 amino acids)
Biological process (GO): protein dephosphorylation
Cellular component (GO): cytosol; nucleus
Molecular function (GO): protein serine/threonine phosphatase activity
Source: RefSeq, a predicted model, not a curated record
UUCGAAAGGGAGAGAGAGGGGAGAAGAAAAAGAAAAAGAAAAAAUCUUGCUCCAAAUAGACAAGUGUGUGUGACAAAUGAGAAAUUGUCCAUGAAUCCACCCUCUUGAAACUCCGGCCUCCAGUCUAAACAGAAUUUCUUUUCACAUAUUAAUAUACAUGCCCGUACAAAGACUUCCGACGAAGACUCUCUUUUCGGCCGAGGUGGAAAGGAACUGGUUCAAGAAUUCAAUUUCUGUCCCUUUUUAGUGGUGAAUUGAACCCUGUGUUUUGAUCAAGAAGCCGUCCCCUAUCUUUGGUUUUGGUGUUCCUUUGUAUAUGAUUAAGAUACCCUUUCGUUUGCUUGUUAGAGAUGGAGAGAAAGCGACCUUCACAAGGCUGCAGUCCCCUUGGCGUGAUCAAGAAGGUUGUUUGUUUAGAUGGAUCUUCCCCUGACACUGGCAAAGGGAAGAGUAAAUUCAAGUCUUCAUCAGCUAAAAAUGAGGUGCGCCAUGGGUUCCACUUGGUGGAAGGACAAGCAGGUCAUGACAUGGAGGAUUACCACGUAGCCGAAUACCGAAAAAUGGACGGCCGUGGGCUUGGUUUGUUUGCAAUUUUCGACGGCCAUCUAGGUGAUCGAGUCCCCAGCUAUUUGAAGGAUAAUCUCUUCAACAACAUACUUCAUGAGACAAACUUUUGGGCAGACCCCAAGGCCGCAAUAAUAAAUGCUUACAGUUCAACUGAUAAACGCAUCCUAGAAAACUCCCUGCAAUUUGGACCUGGUGGGUCGACUGCCGUGACUGCAAUUGUCAUUGAUGGAAAAGAAUUGUGGGUGGCAAACAUUGGAGAUUCGAGAGCUGUCAUUUGCCAAAACGGAACAGCAGAGCAACUUACGGUUGACCACGAGCCGCAUAGUGAGAGGAGGAGGAUUGAGAAGCGGGGAGGUUUCGUCACCACUCUUCCCGGAGAUGUACCUCGGGUUAAUGGCCAACUUGCUGUCGCACGUGCUUUUGGAGAUGAAAAUCUUAAGGCGCAUUUGAGUUCAGAGCCGGAUGUUCGUAACCUAUGCAUUGACUCAAAUACACAGUUUGUCAUAUUGGCAAGUGAUGGCUUGUGGAAGGUGAUGAGUAACCAAGAGGCCGUUGAUUUGGUAAGGCAUAUCAAGGACCCUCAAGCAGCCGCCAAGCGUUUGACGACAGAGGCGUUGACAAGAAAAAGUAAAGAUGAUAUAUCAUGCAUCGUGAUUCGCUUUGGAUGAUCAUAUCCAGCCGAGAGGAGAUAUCAUACAGCGUAUAUGUCUUUUAUGCAUUGCCGAUUGCCCUUUGUUGGAACCAGGACGAUUGAAUAUAAAGUCGUGUAUGUUUUUUCUAGAUAAGAGUUUGGAGUGUAUUUCCAUGGCAUUUUUAGAUAGGGAGAUCUGUGUGCAUAGAAGCUUUGAGUUACAUGUGAAUGGUUGCACAUAUAAGCUCGAUUUGGGAUGCUCAUGUUCGAAUUCUUCCUUCUGUU